GUCCUUCCAUAAGAUUUUGUUCAGAUUUAGCGCCGUCUUGAUUCCGUACGGCUUUCAGUAUGCAGGACAGGCAAGUGAUGAUGGACGGACCCAAGGCGCUCGCCCGGGCACGAGCGGCGCACAUUUUGUCGCGCAAAUUUGCCAACCGAGAUCGAGUCAAGGCGAAAUUACUGGAAGAUCAAGAGAUUGCGCAUUUAGUUGCCGAAAACGAACGUCUAGAUGAGGAGAACAAAGUGCGUCUUGCCGCGGAGGCACGUCAAGUACUACUCCUCGAGAAACAACGCGUUGCUCUCAAGCAACAAGUGAUUGUCAGAGCGCUCCGGGAAGAUACUAAGGUACCAAGGUCACAUCAGCACCACUCUUCGAUCCACUACCGGAAGAAGAAUGAAGCAUCAAGCUACAUAAGUGCGAGAGAGAUACCCCAAACUAGGGUAACAGGGGACGAAGCGUUUUUUUUAAUCAAGAUUGUGGACAUAGAACGUACCUCCAGUGCGCGGAUCGGGGACUCCUCCGAGGAGUCCG
Molecule: messenger RNA, 522 nt
Organism: Aureococcus anophagefferens
Lineage: Eukaryota; Pelagophyceae; Pelagomonadales; Pelagomonadaceae
Exons: 4
Source: RefSeq, a predicted model, not a curated record